AUGGGCAACAAAAAAUCAAGUUGGGUUUGGCAAUAUGCAAAAAAAAAAGAAAAUAUUGCAUUGUGUCUUUUAUGCGAUGAAAAUGAAAAUAACGAGUUUAUUUGCAAUGGAGGUACAACUGGAUCUAUUGGGCGUCAUCUUACGGCGAUUCAUUCCAUGAGUAGCAAUACAAGAGAAAAAAGAAGACACAAUUCUGGUUCAGAUAAUGAGGUGCUUAAUACUAGAAAUAAUUGUGAAUCUAUAACAGACAAUUUUAAUAGCCAAGCCAUUACCUCUUCAAAUACUGUAGACCUUCCAAUCGAAAACGCCAAAAAAAGAAAUAAAAUGAACACUACGGCAGAUAGACUUCUGAGCUCUGAAAGAAUUGAAGAAAUUCAUAAAGCCCUUUCGAAAAUGAUAGCUAUAAAUCAGAUGCCUAUAUCAUUUUGUUCAAGUCCCGGUUUCAAACAUUUCAUGAACGUUGUUGAACCAAAUUAUAAGCCAUGUUCUACAGAAAGUGAAUCAUAUAUUACAAUUAUCUGCCACACUAUCGAUAAACAAUGGAUUCCAAAAUCAUUUACAUUGACUACUCAUGAAGUUGACGAGCGACACACAGCUGUGAAUAUAGCACGUCAUUUAGAGAAAUCACUUGUAGAGUGGGAUAUCGAAAAAAAAGUUAUUGCAAUAGUAACAGAUAACACUGCAAAUGUCAUCAGUGCUGUAUCACAAUUAGAACUAAAUGAUAAUAUGGAAAAAUCUGGAUUAACAUGUGCAGCACAUUCUUUGCAGCUAGCUGUUAAUAAAACUCUUUCGGAUGAUGAAAUUCAAAGUAUUCUAAUGAAGUCAAGUAAAAUUGUUGGUCAUUUUAAACAUUCAUCGAUAGCAAUGAAGGCUUUGGAAAAAAUGCAACAACAACUUAAUAUCCCAAAAUUAACUCUUUUACAAUAUUGCAAAACGAGAUGGCAUUCUAGUUUUUUAAUGUUAGAAAGAUUAUAUUUAAAUAGAACACCUAUCAUGAAUGUUCUCUCAGAUCGUACCAUUACAGUAUCCAGUAUUGCUCAAAAAUUAGAAAUGUUAGAAUCUGAAUGGUCAGUUAUUGAAAAAUUAUUAGUACUUCUGAAACCAUUGCAAGCUCUUACUACAUUAUUUUCCGGAGAAUUAGAAUCUUUCGUUUCAAUGGUACGACCUUUAAUACAUAAGAUUUUAACUUCCCACUAUGAACAUGCUGUCGAAGAUGAUAGUAUGAUGGAACGAUUUAAAAAUACAAUUUCAUAUCAACUAAAUACUCGUUUUGAAUUAAUAUGGAACGAAAUUGUAUCUGCAAGACACAUCGCUUCUUUUCUUGAUCCAAGAUAUAAAGAUAUGGAUUAUGAACCUGUAGAGGCUAGAGAGAUAAUUCGUUCAUAUGUCUUGCAGCUUAUUCAAUCAAGCGCUCCGACCAUUACAAAUCAUAACGAAGAAGAAAAAAACGAUUUUCAGAUGAGUAAUGUGUAUAGGAAAUAUUGUGACACCAAAAAGAAGUUGCCUUCUUCCUGA
This is a messenger RNA of Rhopalosiphum padi (bird cherry-oat aphid), 1515 nucleotides long. RefSeq names its product E3 SUMO-protein ligase ZBED1-like. The transcript has 4 exons. NCBI's taxonomy places the organism in Eukaryota, Metazoa, Arthropoda, Insecta, Hemiptera, Aphididae. Bases 1 to 1515 code for a protein of 504 amino acids. The record is from RefSeq and is a predicted model, not a curated record.